UUGCUUUUUAUUUUUGGCAUUGGUGUGAGGGCUGUGCUGGGUCAGAUACUGGGGUGCCCCUACUGUACUAGCAACAGCUCAGCUCCCCCACCUGACGGAGUAGCACGGCAUGAUGAGGGUCAGCCUGAGGGUCCUUCUGCCCGGCUUGAGAGACUGCUUGCUGCCUGCCCGGCACACAGCUCCUUGCAUCCAGCACCCCUGCAGAUCUGUCAGCACACAGGGAAAAGAAAAGCAGUCAAGCGUUUUGGAAAAAAGAUGGAAAGACACUGCCGAUACAGUGAUAAUUGGAGGAGGAUGUGUAGGAGUGAGUUUAGCCUAUCACCUUGCUAAGGCUGGUGUGAAAGAUGUUGUUCUUCUUGAGAAAUCCGAACUCACAGCUGGAUCCACAUGGCAUGCAGCUGGUUUAACCACAUAUUUUCAUCCUGGAAUAAAUUUGAAAAAAAUACAUUAUUACAGCAUCAAACUUUAUGAAGAUUUAGAAGAGGAAACUGGACAGGCUGUUGGGUUUCAUCAACCUGGUAGUAUUAGAAUUGCCUCAACUCCAGCAAGAGCAGAUGAAUUUAAGUACCAAAUGACACGUGCUCGUUGGCAUCAAAAUCCACAAUAUCUGAUUGGACCUGAAAAAGUGCAGGAGUUGUUCCCUUUACUGAAUAUGGAUAGGAUUCUUUCUGGUCUAUAUAAUCCUGGUGAUGGUCAUAUUGAUCCAUAUUCUUUGACAAUGGCUCUUGCAGCUGGAGCCAGGAAAUACGGUGCUCAGUUAUAUUUCCCUGCUGAAGUGACUAAAUUAACACCUAGAAAUGAUGGAACGUGGGAUAUAGACACUCCUCAAGGAACAAUUCAUGCUAAAAGGAUUGUCAAUGCUACAGGGUUCUGGGCUCGGGAAGUUGGAAAGCUAAUAGGGCUGGAGCACCCUCUCAUUCCUGUACAUCACCAGUAUGUUGUGACAGCAACUGUUCCUGAAGUAAAAGCUCUAAAAAAAGAACUACCUGUUCUCCGCGACCUUGAAGGAUCCUAUUAUUUAAGACAAGAGAGAGAUGGACUUUUAUUUGGCCCUUAUGAAAGUCCAGAAAAAAUGAAGCUACAAGACUCCUGGGUAACAGAGGGCGUUCCUCCAGGUUUUGGGAAGGAAUUGUUUGAGUCUGAUCUAGAUCGGAUUAUGGAGCAUGUGGAGGCUGCUAUGGAGAUGGUUCCUGUCCUAAAAAAGGCUGAUAUUAUCAAUAUAGUUUCCGGACCAAUAACAUACACUCCAGAUAUUCUACCCAUGGUUGGACCCCAUCAAGGUGUGCAAAAUUACUGGGUAGCUGUUGGCUUUGGAUAUGGCAUAAUCCAUGCAGGAGGUAUUGGCAAAUUCUUAAGUGACUGGAUUAUUGAAGGAGAACCUCCAUUUGAUCUUAUUGAAUUAGAUCCAAAUCGAUACGGAAAAUGGACCACAACCCAAUACACAGCACUGAAAGCAAGAGAAUCAUAUGGAUUCAACAACAUUGUUGGCUAUCCUAAAGAAGAAAGGUUUGCAGGAAGGCCAACAGAAAGAGUAAGUGGAGUCUAUGAAACACUCAAGACAAAAUGUUCAAUGGGAUUCCAUGCAGGAUGGGAACAACCUCAUUGGUUCUACAAACCAGGAGAUGACACUGGAUACAAACCUAGUUACCGAAGAACAAACUGGUUUGAACCGGUUAGGAGAGAGUAUAACCAAGUCAUGGAAAAAGUUGGAGUAAUUGACUUAACUCCAUUUGGCAAAUUUAGAGUCAAAGGCAAUGAUGCUGUUAAACUAUUGGACCACAUACUUGCAAAUGUCAUUCCAAAGGCUGGUUUUACAAAUAUUAGCCACAUGUUAACCCCAAGAGGUCGUGUGUAUGCUGAGCUCACAGUCUCUCAUGUGUCCCCAGGAGAGUUCUUGCUUGUCACUGGUUCAGGUUCUGAACUUCAUGACCUUAGAUGGAUAGAGCAGGCUGCAGUACAGUGCAAGUACGAUGUGGAGAUAGUAAAUGUGACAGAUGAUGUUGGGGUUCUUGGUGUAGCUGGACCUCUUUCAAGGAAAGUCCUACAGAAACUUGUAUCUGAAGACCUGAGUGAUGCUGCCUUUAAAUUCCUCCAGUCAAGAAGAAUCAACAUUGCUGGAAUCCCAGUUACAGCUAUAAGAAUAUCAUAUACAGGUGAGCUUGGCUGGGAGCUGUACCACAGCAGGGAAGACACAUCUGCUCUGUACAAUAGCAUCAUGGAAGCCGGUCAGGAAGAAGGAAUUGACAACUUUGGAACGUAUGCAAUGAACGCACUGAGGCUGGAAAAAGCAUUCCGUGCCUGGGGAGCAGAGAUGAACUGUGACACUAACCCUUUGGAAGCAGGACUCCAGAAUUUUAUAAAGUUGAAUAAGCCUACAGACUUUAUUGGCAAACAAGCUCUGAAGCAAAUAAAUGAAAAGGGGCUUCGGAGGAAACUUGUGUAUCUCACUGUGAAAACUGAUAAUGUUGAUCCUGAGGGAAAUGAAAGCGUCUGGUACAAAGGAAAGGUUGUUGGGAACACCACAUCUGGAACCUAUAGCUACAGCACCAAUCAGAGUCUGGCAUUUGCCUAUGUGCCCAUAGACCUCAGCGCAACAGGAAAGAAGCUGGAGGUUGAGCUUCUCGGUAAAAACUAUCCAGCUACAAUAGUUCAAGAACCACUGGUGUUCACCGAGCCCACUAGGAACCGUCUGCAAAAGAAAGAUGGCAGCAUUAAGGUGUAACUAGAACUACUACUCAUUACACAACCAACAACCAAGAAACUGUGAACGUUUAUUAGACUCCAAAUUUUAAAAUCUACCAUUACUUCUAUUUUUUAUCACCAAUCAGAAUGUUCUACUACUGUUAAUAGACUACAAAUGAAAUUAUAUUAGUGAUCAAGAAAAGAUAAAGGUUCACUAGCGGCUGAUGAUCUUUUCCCUAUUAUGCAUCUAGAAGCCUCCAAACAAUAAAAUUAUUUUGUAUAAUUUUGAUGAGCUUUAAAUAAAAAUAGUUAAAAUAUAAAAAAAAUUUAAA
Bombina bombina (fire-bellied toad) is the source of this 3014-nucleotide messenger RNA. It is a transcript of the gene DMGDH, whose product is annotated as dimethylglycine dehydrogenase. Gene Ontology annotation, molecular function: protein binding; oxidoreductase activity. The record is from RefSeq and is a predicted model, not a curated record. The coding region runs from base 110 to 2722 and encodes 870 amino acids. Gene Ontology annotation, cellular component: mitochondrion. The transcript has 16 exons. Lineage: Eukaryota; Metazoa; Chordata; Amphibia; Anura; Bombinatoridae.